Cornus florida is the source of this 887-nucleotide messenger RNA. RefSeq names its product tetraspanin-8-like. Gene Ontology annotation, biological process: auxin-activated signaling pathway. The transcript has 2 exons. Bases 27 to 887 code for a protein of 286 amino acids. The record is from RefSeq and is a predicted model, not a curated record. Gene Ontology annotation, cellular component: plasma membrane; plasmodesma. NCBI's taxonomy places the organism in Eukaryota, Viridiplantae, Streptophyta, Magnoliopsida, Cornales, Cornaceae.
CUAGCUCUAGAGAUCGAUCUGACAAAAUGUGUCACGUAAGCAACACAUUGAUGUCAAUCCUCAACAUGGGGACUCUAGGCAUAUCCAUCAUUCUCAUCUUCCUCUCCUCCUCCCUCCCUGUUUGCGGAGACAUCCUCAAAACGCCUCUUCUCUUUUUCGGCGUCUUCCUCUUCACCAUGUCACUGUUUGCAUUGAUAGGCUUGUGUUGCCGAAUCUCCACCCUUCUAUGGCUCUACCUCUUCGUACUGCUUUUGAUGAUCAUUGGGUUGUUUUGCUUCUCGGUCUUCUCCUUCAUUGUCACCUACAAAGGUGCCGGCAAGCAGGUGCCGGAUAGAGGGUACAAGGAGUACGAGCUGGACGAGUACUCGGGUUGGUUGAAGAAGAAUGUGGUGAAUGACAAGCGUUGGGUCAAGAUCAAGAGUUGUUUGAGUGGUUCUAUGCUUUGCAUGAAUUCUGAGCCUCCAAAUGGAAAUGGAAAUGGAAAUGGUGGUGCAGUUGCUAAGGCGGCUGCAGACGCCAAUGCCAGAGGUUCUGAUGGCGGUGCCAGUGAAUUUUAUAAGAUUAGAUUGACUUCCACCGAGUCCGGUUGCUGCAAGCCACCAAGUUACUGUGGUUUCGAGUAUCAGAACCGGACGUACUGGACGGUGCCAAAGGGAGCUCAAAUAACACAAGCGGACGAUUGCAGGGCAUGGAGCAACAACCAGACGGAGCUGUGCUUCAAUUGUGGCUCGUGCAAGGCCGGAGUUCUCGACAAUAUUAAGCGAGAGUGGAAGCAAAUGUCCAUCAUUUUGACUUGCAUCCUUGUUUUCUUGAACAUUGUUUACGCUGUUGGUUGCUGUGCUCUUGACAACACCCGAGCUUACAGAUAUCAUAGAGCCUACCCUUAA